This is a messenger RNA of Morchella sextelata, 702 nucleotides long. RefSeq lists its product as uncharacterized. Bases 1 to 702 code for a protein of 233 amino acids. The transcript is spliced from 3 exons. Gene Ontology annotation, molecular function: ubiquitin protein ligase activity. NCBI's taxonomy places the organism in Eukaryota, Fungi, Ascomycota, Pezizomycetes, Pezizales, Morchellaceae. The record is from RefSeq and is a predicted model, not a curated record. Gene Ontology annotation, biological process: protein ubiquitination.
AUGAUACCCUGCAUUUUGAUGCUCAUAUCCGUCGGAAUCGGCCUAGCAACUCUCAUCCUGACGUUUAUCACCAGCUUCCUCCUCUCAAUCUUUGCCGGGCUUAUCUUAAGUGCUAAGGGUGUGUUGUGCACGAUAUUAAUUGUGAUUCUGCCCGUCUCGAGAUUAAUAUUCAGAUUUAAGCGCGAAAGGGAGGAGGAGGAGGGGUACGGGAGACAUGCAGCUGCGGCCAAAGAAGCGCGAAAGGAGAGGGAGACUAGGGAAAGGGGGCUGCGCCAAUUACAGGAAGCUCUCCGCCAGGCAGAACUGCGAGAGCGUCGAUCCAUGGCUGGAAACAGCCUCGGGGAGCAGCAGCCGUUCGAAAGAACAGGGCCAACUUCAUCAAUGGAUACUAGUAUGCCCCAAAGGGUAGGAUGGGUUGUCAACCUUAUCGAGGCAAUUGGUCGCGCAAGUAGCGCGGUUGCCUCUGUACCGGCCGAUUUAGAUGACCGCGGUAUUGGGACGGAGGAUGUCAGCUCGCUACUGGGAGGUGACUGUGUGAUGUGUUGUGUGCGCGCGGCAGAUACACUGGUGAUGCCGUGUAAACAUCUCGCCCUAUGUGGAGCGUGUAGCAGCAAGAUGAGAAUUGGAAGUUCUGAGACCGAGGGAAGGUGCCCGCUUUGUAGGGCCCGCAUUGUGGACAAGAUGAAAAUCUUCCGGAGUUGA